CGCCGAAAGUGAAGAAACUUAUCAUUUGUCACUUGCAAAAGGUGAAGAACUGAGUGUCAUGGUUGAAGACAAAUUAAGUGUGCACACUUUUGGUCAAGUGGAGAUCACUGAAUUCAGAAAUUCCUCAGCUAACACAUGCCCACAGAGUGAUGAAGUAGAUUGUCCAAUCCAAGCCAAGGGACUGAAGAAAAGACAAGCAACUACUAAGGGAAGAAGGAGGAUCAAGGGCGGGAUGGAAAAAUAUAUUGCGAAGAAGAAAAGAAUGCAAUCUAAGCAGGGUGAUAGUUUUUGUACUCUUGAAGGUCAAUAUGAGCCUCCUGUUGCCAUGGGUAAUAUUUCUAGUCAGGAUGGUUCUUUUUCUACUUAUCAAGGUCAAUCUCAACCUUCUUCCGACAUGGGUAAUCAUUCGAUACAGGGUGUUUACACUCCACAAGGUCAAUCUUGACCUCCUUUUGCCAUGGGUCGUAGUAAUUACGUUC
This is a messenger RNA of Camellia sinensis, 479 nucleotides long. Lineage: Eukaryota; Viridiplantae; Streptophyta; Magnoliopsida; Ericales; Theaceae. The record is from RefSeq and is a predicted model, not a curated record.